Messenger RNA from Talaromyces proteolyticus, 1519 nucleotides. RefSeq names its product putative MFS monocarboxylate transporter. Gene Ontology annotation, cellular component: fungal-type vacuole membrane. The record is from RefSeq and is a predicted model, not a curated record. The transcript has 6 exons. The coding region runs from base 174 to 1463 and encodes 429 amino acids. NCBI's taxonomy places the organism in Eukaryota, Fungi, Ascomycota, Eurotiomycetes, Eurotiales, Trichocomaceae. Gene Ontology annotation, molecular function: transmembrane transporter activity. Gene Ontology annotation, biological process: transmembrane transport.
GACACUCCGAGCUAGCAACAUUGGAAAGAAAAUUUUAAUAGAAUAAGCUCCAAAAUGGCGUAUAUAAAGUCUCUGUCACCCACUAAGAAGUUUAUGGGAUGGAAUUCAAGCUUUUAUUACUUUCUAGAACUGUGUGAACCAAAGUCGCCAGAACCAGGUCCAUAUCGUUGAGAAUGAAUGAAAAGGAACUGACGGACGCUUCUAUCCCUUACUCGGCGUCUUCAAGUAAUGACCAUGAAGCACAUGUAUCUUCAAGCUCCGGCGAAUUCACGAGCCGUUCUAUUUUAUCACUGUUAGGAGCAACAGGAGCUGUAUUUUGCACUGUCGGCUUCCAGAACGCAUUUGGUGUGUUCCAAACAUACUACGGCGAGAGUUUUCUGUCAAAUGAAUCCGGCUCAGAUAUUGGGUGGAUUGGGUCAAUCAACAUUUUCAUAUUGUUCUCUGGGUCGCUCGUCACAGGCCGUAUUCUCGAUCUAUCUGGGCCUGUUGUCAUGUUUUGGGCAGGAUCCACCUUAACAGUCUUCUCUCUGAUGAUGAUUUCCCUGUGUCGCAAAUACUGGCAAUUUAUUCUUGCCCAAGCUAUACUCCUGGGUAUCGCUAAUGCAUGUCUCGUCUGUCCUGCUGUUGCACUGAUAGGCCAAUACUUCAAGAAGAGACGAGCCGUUGCUCUUGGUGUCACCAUAGCAGGUUCCUCUUUAGGAGGCGUGAUCUGGCCGAUCGUCGUGCACCAGCUUUUACAAAAACCGAACAUUGGCUUUGGAUGGACUAUGAGGAUUGCAGGUUUAAUCAUGCUACCUAUCUUAGCCGUGUCAUCCAUAAUCGCACGCCCUCCAAUUUUGCCAAAGACAAUGGGAGAGCCCCUUAAGAAGCCAGCCUGGGACUGGACGGUUGUGAACACAAAGGAAAUGCUGUUUACUGCGUCUGGAUUCUUCCUUAUUUAUUUUGGCAUGUUUACGCCUUUCUUCUUCACAACCAGCUACGCUAUCGAGUCGGGCUUUUCGACGAACUUAGCCUUCUACACUGUCUCCUUGAUUAAUGGCGCAUCACUCUUCGGUCGAAUACUUCCAGGGUUGGUUGCAGAUCGAUAUGGAAGGUUUAACUUGUGUAUCAUUAUGACUGUUUUCUCCGGUAUCAUUGCCUUGUGUUGGACAACAGUCACGUCAGCGGCAGGCAUUGUUAUAUUCUCUCUUGCUUAUGGCUUUUCUUCAGGGGGGAUUCUGUCUCUCCAACAAGCCUGUGCUGCUCAAAUAGCUACACCAAGUAACAUGGGCACUGCAGUGGGUUUUGUGAUGGCUUCGACCUCACUUUCUGCACUAGCGGGGACACCUGUGAGUGGAGCUCUCAUUGAUAAGUAUGGCUAUCUUUCUGUUUCGAUAUACAGUGGUGUUAGUAUGCUGGUUGGAAGUCUGGUGUUGGUUAUGGCGAAGUUAACUCAAAACAGCAAGUUACUUGCUGCGGUCUAACUCAAGGACGUUGUCGGAAAGAGGUAGACUUAAAUAAUUACCAUGUUGGAAGAUAA